AUGGGAACUUUUACAUUCCAGUGGCCUCACAAUGCGAGCGAAGUGUUCGUCACAGGCACUUUCGAUGAUUGGGGUAAGACGGUGAAACUGGACCGGGUGGACGACAUCUUCACCAAAGAAGUGACUAUUUCUCCUAUACAAAAAGUCCACUACAAGUUUGUUGUCGACGGUAUUUGGACUACAAAUCCCGACGCACGCGAAGAAGAAGACGGACAUAACAACGUCAACAACGUCCUCCUACCAGAAGAGAUCAAUUCCGACUCCGCCCCCACUAUGUCCGGCGUGACCCCUGAUUCUACAACCGCGGCUCUUGCUGCUAACGUUCCCAAGGAGCCCAAUGGGAAUCUACCUGGUACCUUCCCUGAGACGCCGGGACUGGAAUCCGAACAGACCUUGUCCGUGGAUCCCAUCCCAGCGUCGGAGGGUUAUGGCAACCCCGUCAGCCUGAACCCGGGCGAGAAAGUCCCUCACCACAGCACCCUUCACAACAACACCGUUGACUCGACUGUCACUUUGGACAAAGAGUCAUAUGAGAAGGGCCAAACCCUCCCUAUUGACGGGAUCCAGAACACCGCUGAUACUGGCGCUUCCCCAUAUACCCUUCCCCCAAUCACAAACAACAUGAUUCCCGAAUCCAGUCUUCCGAUGGGUGGACCCGCGCAGCGCGCCGCCAGUGAGGCCGAGCCAAUUUAUACUGGAGCUCCGGUGCAGGCAACGUUGGCCGAUCCAGGAUACAACAUCCAGUCCGCUGGCCCCAACUCGACCACGGCUGCACUGGCUGCUGCCGUGCCGCUGGAGCCCAAGGGCAAGGAGACUAACGGCGAGCCCGUCGAUGAGGUCCCGCAGGUGGUGAAGGACUCGUUGGCCGAGGCCCACAGAGACCCUGAGGCUGCUGCGUACCAAGAAGCAGUCGACGAGAAGAAGGCUAUCGAGGAGGAACUCCACAAGAAGGUCCAUCUUGAAGAGUCCGCGGGCGCUCCGGCCCCUACCGUCACUGCGGCCACCCAGGCCGUUGCGCCCCAGCUCGCUGUUGUUAGUGGGGUAGACUCCGCAGAUGUGUCGCCGCUUUCGACUCCUCCGCCCGGCCGCAAUUUUGCUGCUGCUAUCCCAACGUCGGCGCCCAAGACCGAGUCCAGUGGGCCCACUGUCACAACUGGCCCUGAGACUACUUCUACUGCUGAAACCUCGACUCCCAAGGCUGAACCCGCCGGUCCCACUGUGACGACUGGAGUUGAGUCUGCUCCGGCACCUACUACUUCGACCGCCAAGCCCGCAGAACAGUCUCGCAAACAGUCCCACAGCACUGAAGGUGCUUCUUCUAAUGGCGAAAAGAAGAAGAAGCACCGCAUGAGCAGCUUUUUCGGCAAGCUCAAGGAGAAGCUUAAGUAA
Penicillium concentricum is the source of this 1389-nucleotide messenger RNA. RefSeq names its product carbohydrate-binding module family 48 protein. Bases 1 to 1389 code for a protein of 462 amino acids. Gene Ontology annotation, molecular function: protein kinase binding. Lineage: Eukaryota; Fungi; Ascomycota; Eurotiomycetes; Eurotiales; Aspergillaceae. The record is from RefSeq and is a predicted model, not a curated record. The transcript is spliced from 3 exons. Gene Ontology annotation, biological process: signal transduction. Gene Ontology annotation, cellular component: cytoplasm; nucleus; nucleotide-activated protein kinase complex.